AUGGCGUCGCGUUUGCUUCUUGUCGCGGCGAUUUUGAUCUUCUGCGUGGCACAUGUUUCAGCUGAUGAUGCUAAGGUGGAAGACCAUGAAAGCCAGGCAGUGGUGAAAGGACCUAACAGAAGGUUGUUGCCAUAUCUGAACUGUGAAGGGCUAUGCAAGGGGCGCUGCAGCUUGCACUCGAGGCCAAAUAGGUGCAUCAGGGCAUGUGGAACUUGCUGUGUCAGGUGCAAGUGCGUUCCUCCGGGCACCGCCGGCAACAGAGAGGUCUGCGGAACAUGCUACACUAAUAUGACCACUCAUGGCAAACGCCUCAAGUGCCCUUAA
Molecule: messenger RNA, 324 nt
Organism: Argentina anserina (silverweed cinquefoil)
Lineage: Eukaryota; Viridiplantae; Streptophyta; Magnoliopsida; Rosales; Rosaceae
Product: gibberellin-regulated protein 3-like
Exons: 3
Coding region: 1-324 (107 amino acids)
Source: RefSeq, a predicted model, not a curated record